AUGUGUCUGUGUGCUUCAGAGUCUGGCUUCAGCAGCAGCACAGAAGACGAAGAGUUGUCAGGCUGUGAGAGUGAAGGCUCCCGCAGUGAAGGCUCUGGCUCUCGGUCCCCUGCAGCUCCUGGAUCUGCAGCUCCGGCUCCAGGCUCUGGGUCUCCCUCUAGUGGCCGGCGGCCGCGCACUGCCUUCAGCAGCCAGCAGAUCAGCAGUCUGGAGCGAGUCUUCAAGAGAAACGCGUAUCUGGGGGCGCAGGACAAGGCAGAGCUCUGCAGAACACUCAAACUCACUGACAAACAGAUCAGAAACUGGUUCCAGAACCGGCGCAUGAAGCUGAAGCGGACGGUUCAGGACAGUCUGGCUCAGGCCUGUCAGGUGAAGGUGGCGUCUCAUAUGAUGCAUUAUUCAGAUCUGCACAGUUUCAGAGCUGCUCCAUAUCCCAGUUUCUACCCAGAGUCUCCAGCAGCAUUCGCACCCGCGUAUCCCAUCAGCCCCGCGGCUGAGAGCCUGUAUUACAGCAGCUACCAGAACCUCCAGGGUGUCCCGAUACACCCCUGCCAGUAUUACAGCACACACUGACGGAUGACACACAGCGGGACGCCGUGCAAUAAUGAUAGUAACAGUACAGGACUGGCUUUAUUGUGCUGAGGAAUUAUUUAAAUAUGUAAAU
This is a messenger RNA of Danio aesculapii, 664 nucleotides long. RefSeq names its product ventrally expressed dharma/bozozok antagonist (gene ved). Gene Ontology annotation, biological process: neuron projection morphogenesis; endocrine pancreas development; spinal cord motor neuron cell fate specification. Bases 1 to 573 code for a protein of 190 amino acids. Gene Ontology annotation, cellular component: nucleus. The record is from RefSeq and is a predicted model, not a curated record. NCBI's taxonomy places the organism in Eukaryota, Metazoa, Chordata, Actinopteri, Cypriniformes, Danionidae. Gene Ontology annotation, molecular function: sequence-specific double-stranded DNA binding. The transcript has 2 exons.